UGAAAUAUGUCCUGGAAGCGGUCGCGUUUAUCUGCUGCGCGUUGACGUCAGUGAUAAAAACGGGCUGUGUCGUGUCGGACGGUCGACGGUGACUUUCCGCUGCGGUUAAACUCGUUUAAACGUUUUAUUUACCGUGCUGUUUACCGGCGUCAUGUCUCACACCGUCAUCACCACGACAACAACGACCAGGACAUCCGGGGAGAGCGGCCUGAACCUGGGCUACACCCGGACCAUCCCGGGACUGCUCAAGAUCGGACAGCUGAUCUCCCUGCUCAUCGCCUUCCUGUGUGUAUUCUGCACUCGCGGCUGGCCCAGCUGGGCGGCCUUCCAGUACUUCGAGGUGGUGACGCUGUGGUUCCUCGUAGCCUUCCUCAUCUUCUUCCUCAUGCACCUGUGCAGGCUGCAGCGGAGGAUGCCCUGCAUCAACUGGCCGCUGACGGAGUUCUUUCAUUACUCUGUGGGAUGCAUCCUCAUCCUCAUCGCCUCCAUCAUCGCCUCGGCGAAGAGCGGUGGAGCGUCGGCGCUGGUGGCCGGAUCGGUGUUUGGAUUCAUAGCGACGUUCCUGAUGGCCGUGAACUUGUGGACAUCUUACAGCGUGGCGUGUGGGCCUCAGUCUGCCAUGUAAAAAGCGUCCCGUCACGAUGGAGUCAGAUGGCUGUGUUGGCAGUUUGCUGUGUCCUGGUUCUUCUCUGCCAAGCAACCGCCUGAAUAAAUGGAUGUGAUCAUAAAUCUUACUGCAGAGGAGCGCCGACGCAGGACCGGCUGGACGGGACAGCAGUCAGUGUUAUUUUUUACUUCCUCGUUAAAUCGGACCGCUGCGGUCACGUUUCCACGGUAACGGUGCUCUGGGUCACAUUUGAACCAUCAGUAAUCCUCAUUAAUGAAUGACAGCACAGUCACCUGGAACUAUUGCCUUUACUACAUUUCCCAUCAUUCCUGUUGUUUUCUUUCUUUUUUCUUUUCUUUAAGAAUGAGGCGUAAGCUCUAAAGCGAUGGCGCCCUCUUGCUGCUGUGUGCCAUAAAUGAGCGUGUGCUCACGGUUUACGGCGCCCGGCUCGUCCUUCGGUUCUGAAACUUCCUCGAGCUCUGCAGAAGCAGUUUGCACCACAGAUGUAUUAAAAUUACAGCAGUUCUACUUUAAAAUAUUAGUGUUGAAAUAUUCUUAUCACUCAAACACGAGUUGCAUGCUAAUGUCGUUGUUAGCAUGCUAAAAAUGUACUCAGGGGCUGUGGGCUCAGCAGCAUGCUAACAAAUGAAGUGAAACAGGUAAAACGUCGGCAUGCCAACAAAGCAAAAAAACAAAAAAGCCUCAUUUUUGGCGAGUAAAGACACGUGGCAGAAAACAUUAUUUCUUUGGUUGUCAGGAGGCCCGUGGGCGGAGUCUAACCCACUGGAGGUUCAGUUUGUUUUAGCCAGCUGGGUCAUUUUUUAAAGAUUCAAGGAAACUGAAGACGCUUGACGCGACGCUGCACGCCGGGCCAAACACGUGUAACCCGUCUAAAACCACACGCAUGUAAACGGGUUACAAAUUUUAACGAUUGAAAAAAUCUCAUAUUCAUUAUGUGGGUCAGUAAUGAUGUCAUCGUUCAUUAAUAUUACAAACAAAGCUGCAGAUAAAUAUAAGAACCUGUUUGACUCCUGGACACACCCACUUACAUAAAAGUCUCCAGCUGUUCUGCUUGAGAUGCUCGAAAACCCGACAAAUACAUCAGAAAACACGCGGUUCAGUUUGUAUCAUGUUAAAUCCGAUCACAGCUCACAUUUAUUGACUCUCAGCGCGUCCGUGGCCCGUAGACACAGUUACAGCAAAUAAACCUGAAUGUCGGCCUGUUUUUAUGUGUGGUGAGGUGUUCUGUGGGAAGCGCCAGUGUUUGACGUCUGCCUGUGGGAUUUACCGACAAUAAGAGAAAUAAAGGCCAAAGCACAGCGUCUGUGUUACGGAGGAAGAACGUGUCACUGAUUCUGUAAUAUUUCACAAACGUGGAUUCAAUCUGUAACUGAACUCCUCGCAGUUUAGAGACGUUUCAGCAGCAACUGCAGAUUAUUGUAAUUACUCUUUGUUCAGCUCUCCUCGGUGCUUAAAAGAACCAAACUCUUUGCCAUCUGAAUUUAAAAUUUUGUCUAGUUUUGUAUAUAAAAAGCACCUCGGUAAUUAUUUUAAGGGAUGCCAAAAGAGAGCGAUGUAUAAAUUAUAUCAGGAUUAUUUGUAAAAACGAGUUGUGUGGAAAUCUGUGUGGAUUAAUAAAUGUAAUGACAUGUAACAGGAUUAUAAACUGGAUUCAUUCAGAUUAUCCAAAUAUUCACGUGAUUAAUGAUCAAUGAUACUUCGUUCAGUCGUGCUGAGAUGGAUUCAAAUGAACGAAAUAGAUUAAAAGUGUGUGUCUAUGGACAGAAGAAGACAUAUUUUAGUAAAUAUUAACCAUCAUUCAUUUAAAACUGUUUGGAUUUAUAAUUAUAUGUUGGAAGCUACAUUUUUGGAAAAUGUGUGUUUUCCAGAAGAAAAGCGGUAAAAUAUGAGCUGACGUCAUUGUAACGUCACAUCAGUGAAAGCACAGAUGAGCUAACAGAGAAAAGAUGCUGUAAAUAUUCGAUGUGCUGCAGUGAGCGCAGCGUGUUAGCCGAUUUACAGUCGUCCGACUGUUUAAGCACAAUCUCUGCGUACCUCUCCCAGCCCGUUCGUAUUCUGAUCAGAGUUAUUAAUCUUUCAUUCAGUGACGACAAACUUUUAUUAAUCUGCACACAGUGAUUUUCACGCCCGCUAACCGCUAGCUCCGACCACGCGCAGCAUCUCUGGGCUGUCAGCUCUGCAAACGUCUCUCAUGGGCUCAAAUGAAGUCACACCUCUGAACCUGAAAACUUUAACGUGAAGGAUGGUUACGAAUCGAGAGGCGCACGUCAAAGGCGGCAGGUGGCCAACGUUAGCCGAGACGUUAGCUCACAGCUAAGUGAUUGUUAAACAAAUUAAAGUUCGUUAACUCGGCAUUAUUUAUACAUAGUUAACAUGUAUUAAAUGGAAUUUAAUGAAGAGGUUAGUAUAGCACUAGCUAACAAGCGUAACCCAGCAUGACUGUUAACGCCACGCCCAGUUUUUCUCGCCUGCACUGCCGAUGUCCUUCGACAGACGGGAGUUCAUGCUAACAUGUCAGUGUUCACAUGACAGCUGCUGGUUGUCUUAUUGGUCUUUAAUAACAAAGUGCCAUUUAUCGUUUGAUUGUUUUUAGUGAUUAAUCCCAGUUUACAGGUGUGCAGAUAAACUGCUGUAAAUGUUUCCAGUUUUUCUGCUGUGUGAUCUUUGUAGGACCCAAAGUUGUACUCGCUUUAAUUCUUAUGAUAAAAAGGCUCAAAGUUGGAACCUUUUCGGCCACCUGUCAAUCACAAACGAGUGAAACCAUUCGAUGUGCAACGAUAAUCCUGAGAUUACUGCCUUACUGUCCUGUCAACAUCUUAGUGAAGCUUCUGACUCUGCACUGAAUGUGUCUGAAAUUUCCUCUGAAGUAGCUCAGAGCACCAAACGAAGGAUUGACCUCUAAUUAGAUUCAACCUGAAUGUUAAACUGUGGAAGUUUAGGUUUACACAGUACUUUUAGUACAUUUAAAUACUCGUUAGUGUCUGAUCCUGGAUCCCUACACACUGUGUGACAUCAUAACAGGUUCCUGCUCGACUGUGGGAACCGUCAGGAUGUUCUAGUUAGUGUAGGAACUUGAUGAAGCAUGUGAGCUUUUUGUAAGAAUGUUUUUAGCUUUAGACAACUUCGUAAACUAACUUUAAAAAGCAUAGUUAGGUUGUGAGCUUCACGUUCUCCCUGUGUGGGUUUCCUCUCACAGUCCUAAGACAUAGGUGGGGCGACCUGUCCAGGGUACAAGCCCCGCCCACAGGCUUUUAGCUUUCAGUAGUAAAAUGUGUUCUUACGCCACAGACUAAGACACUGAAACACUUGGUAUUAAUUUCAAUAAGAGCGAUCAUUGAGCCCUUUAUUAUCUGGAGCUGGUCAUGGAAUCAUGUGACACUGCAGGUAGAGACUGCGAGUUCCUCAUACAGUGUAACACGGUCUGACCUGACCUGUGGGGUCGGCCUCAGCAGUCGCGAUGGCGUCGUUUGCAGCUGCCGAGAGCCACGGUCCUGUUUGAUAGGCUGCAGGGACUGACUUCACAACAGUGACAUCACAUCCUGCCUGCCCCCACUGAGUCAGGACCUGAAGCCCUAACAGCCAAAGGCGGUUAUGCCUGAGGAUCUCACAGUGUGCAGGGGUUCACAUCCCGUUACUGUCACGUGUCUCAUAAGCUUUAUUUCACGCUGUGAUGCUGUUCGUGAUGGUCCACCAUGCUCACUUGCUGUGCUUGCUGCCUCUUUGGUUUCCUGUCUGCACCAGCUUCAUUUGUAAGAGUUUGAUUUCCUGUGCGAUACACUGAUAAGCUUACUGCAGCAGGCCGUUACAUCAUCCUAACUCGUGUUAAAUCACAACACGUGAAAAGAUUUUUGGUUUUUGUAUGUAUUUAGUAUUUCUAUUGUUGAACUUUUACUAUGCUGUUUUUCCAGUUUGGGAUAAAAUUCAAACUUUUUUCUUGUUUCCGUGUCCUUGGAAUGUUUUUUAACCCUAAAGCUGGGCUUUAAUUUUCCGUCUGGACGUUUUGCAUGAAUCCAAAAUGAAGGUGUGGGGCGCCGAUGUGGUUUUCCAGAAGGAUAUUUGAAGGCGUUGCUGUGAGCGUUUACAGUUAUUUCCAUGCCUCUGAUGGAUCCUGGCUCCACCACAGACAAACCACAUUGUUUACAUUAUUUAUUUUGGCUCCAGCUUGAUGAUGAUAUUCUCACCGCUGCAAAGUGACCUGAUGUACGGCUGCGUGUCCACUGGGCGACAGAAACAUUCAUUAGACUGGUUAUGAAUCUGGACGGCUAAUACGUUACAGUCAGGUCUGAGUGACCCUGCUGCUCAUUACAUGUUUCACUGUCGGAGGGAAACGGCUUCAACCGCUCGGUCUCCGAGUGAGAUUUGUUUGUACAAAUGUUCCAGUUUAGUGGAAAGCAGCCAAAGCUCGUACGCAAUUGGUCAAGACUUGAAAGUCAUUGUUCACUUACAGAGUGUGUGCAGUUUGACAGAAAGCUUUGAAAAUCAAUAUAAAUGAUGUCAAAUCAAGAAUAUCCAUUCCUUUAUUUAAUUCAAUUCAACUUUAUUUACACAGCGCCAAAUCACAACAACAGUCGCCUCAAGGCGCUUUCUAUUGUAAGUUAGACCCUACA
Molecule: messenger RNA, 5235 nt
Organism: Oreochromis niloticus (Nile tilapia)
Lineage: Eukaryota; Metazoa; Chordata; Actinopteri; Cichliformes; Cichlidae
Gene: cmtm7
Product: CKLF-like MARVEL transmembrane domain containing 7
Exons: 5
Coding region: 152-625 (157 amino acids)
Cellular component (GO): membrane
Source: RefSeq, a predicted model, not a curated record